CUGGCACUUACGGAUCAAAUCCGAUGCAUAAAUAUUGGUUUCAUCACUCAAUUUUGAAAAUCUGUAAAAUCUGAUGGGCACUCUCAGCAAAAAUCUGGGCAAAAUCUGUGUCUGACCAAUAUCUGGACGAAGGGUCAAAAAUCUUGCUUUUACAGACACAUCUGGGCACCUGGCAACCCAGUUUGACAACCAAGAAAAAUCAUCGGUGUUGCGUUUCGUUUUCCUACUCAAAUUCUUUAUCCAGAUUUAUUAAACGUUUCGUCCGAAUUACGAAUCAUGGAUGUCAUCAACAAACUAUAUUCAUCAGUUUCGCAAACCGUGUCACAGUUAUCAGCGGUGUUACCUGGAAAUCUAGUGACUAGGGAAUACGAUGUCAACACACAAAUCGCCAGUGCAGGUAGAGCAUGUAUGUGGCAAAUUUAUUCUGGAUACAAGCGCUCCACCAAACAAGAGGUGUCUGUUUUCGUACUUGAGAAGAAACAGUUUGACAGAUUCUCGAAAGAUGAUCGUGAGCAAAUUUUCGAAAUCGUCAAACGAGGCAUACAGCAGCUCACGAAGAUUCGUCAUCCGCAAGUGUUAACAGUGGAACAUCCGUUGGAAGAAAGUCGAGAGAGCUUUGCAUUUGCCACCGAACCCGUCUAUGCUAGCUUGGCGAAUAUACUGGGUGACACUGCUAAUCUUCCGCCAAAUGUAAUCAAAGAUCUAGAAACAUUUGAGCUCUACGACAUCGAGAUAAAAUAUGGUAUGUUGCAGUUAUUUGAAGGCAUCCAGUUUCUCCACAACGACGCAAAGCUUAUUCAUCGAAACAUAAGUCCACAAAGCAUCGUUCUGAACAGUAGCGGAAUAUGGAAAAUAUUUGGCUUCGAUUUCAGUGUGAGCAAUGACCAAAAGCACAGAUACGAUUUCAAUCCGAACCAACACAUUUUAACGAUUCCCAGCUUGGAGUACAGUGCACCUGAAUGUGCCCUGGAUAAUUCGUACACCGCUCGUUUGGACCAUUUCUCUAUUGGCGUUCUAAUAUGUGCAAUCUAUAGCAAGAAAUGCUAUCCUUUCAAAACAAUAGACCGGAAUUAUACUACUUUCAAAUCUUUUUCGUCCGAUCUGAGAGCUAAAAAACGAUUGAAUUUCAUGAAUGUGCCCAACGAGAUACAAGCAACUGUUGAAAAGUUGCUAACCUCGUUACCUGAUAUGAGGCCGGAUUUCCCGCAAUUAAUGAAAGUACCGUUUUUUGAUGAUGUCGGCGUUAAAAGCUUGGGCUAUCUCGAUAGUCUAUUUCAAAGAGAUAAUCAAGAAAAGGCAAAGUUUUAUAAAGGAUUACCGCAAAUUAUUGAACGUCUACCGCUUCGUAUAAAUUUGCUAAGAGUUCUUCCGUGUCUCAUCAAGGAAUUUGUCCACCACACCAUGAUACCGUUUGUGUUGCCCAAUGUCUUACUUAUCGCUGAAAAAUGUACCCAAGCUGAGUACGAAAAAUACAUAUUUGUCCACCUGAAACCUAUUUUAAGUCUACGGGAUCCGGUACAAAUACUGCUUAUUUUUAUGCAAAACAUGGAGCUGCUACUAAAGCUAACACCCCCGAACGAUGUCAAAUUAUACGUCUUACCAAUGGUCUACAAAGCAUUGGAAUCGAAUUCAAAGCAGAUUCAAGAACUGUGUCUGGCUGUCCUGCCGUCAUUCGCAAGUUUAGUGGAUUAUCCUUCGAUGAAAAAUGCUCUCCUACCUCGAAUAAAAAAUCUCUGUAUCCUCUGUAAUAUCACGUCUUUACGAGUCAAUUGCUUGCUGUGUAUAGGGCAGCUCUUGCCACAUUUGGACAAAUGGCUAGUUCUGGACGAUGUUUUGGUUUUCCUUCCUACAAUUCCAACACGAGAACCAGCUGUUAUUAUGGCGAUUAUCGGAAUUUAUAGAAUAUCAUUAAACCAUGAACUGUUGGGUAUACCUAAGGAGUUUGUCGUUAACAAGGUAUUGCCGUUCUUAUGGCCACUUUCGAUUGAAAACGGACUCACGCUCCAACAGUACAAGUCUAUAAUGCAACUUAUAAAAGAACUGGAGCAUAAAGUUGAACAAGAACAUCUGAAAAAGUUGGAGCAACUCAGUACAGAUGACACAGCUUCGCCAAUAGAUAUUAUAGCACCAUCUAAAAUCGAAAUGGAUUACAAGGCAGAACUACUUCACGGAAAACAACGAAAUAACGAUCUCAGUUCUAUGCAAAUUGAUUUAAAACCGUUGCAAGUGUCCAACAAACCACCGGUUGCGGUCAAUAGCUCUAUACAACCUCAACUUUUCAUGUCAGUCAAGCCACAAACUGCACUAAUGCCUGUGAACGUGUGUGCUGUUGCCAGCAAACCAACACAGAAUCCCAUGGUGCUGACCGCGAGUAGUAAUCAGUUUGCUUUCAAUAACGUUAUGAACAACAAUCUGAGCGGCAACAGCAUGUCCUUUAAUUCAAUCUCCCCCCAAUCAACGAACUAUUCACACGCAUUCAGUAGCUACUCUGAUUCAGCCUCCUUACUUAAGCCGAUUUCGACGAGUACCUUCAAACCAAACACGGCUCAGUCGAGUACAAUUCUAUCGAAAGAAGAUAUCAUGGAGUUUUUAAAAUAAAGGUUUAUAUCUUAAGUUAUUCCUGUGGCAAUUUGUAA
Molecule: messenger RNA, 2636 nt
Organism: Uranotaenia lowii
Lineage: Eukaryota; Metazoa; Arthropoda; Insecta; Diptera; Culicidae
Product: SCY1-like protein 2
Exons: 6
Coding region: 277-2598 (773 amino acids)
Biological process (GO): protein phosphorylation
Molecular function (GO): ATP binding; protein kinase activity
Source: RefSeq, a predicted model, not a curated record